AUGGGCAAUUGUACCAGUUUACGUGAUCUUGUAGGCCGGAAUUCACCCGAUGCCACACAGAGUCAUAUAAUUGACAAGCAAAUCAAAGCCGAUGAAAAGCGUAUGAAAACCGAAGUCAAGAUUUUACUGCUGGGCGCAGGCGAAUCGGGAAAAUCAACGAUUCUCAAGCAGAUGAAAUUAAUCCACGCUUCUGGGUUCAGCGAGUCCGAGCGCGAAACUUUUCGCAUGGUAGUGUUUUCCAAUAUCGUCGCAGCGAUGCAGACAUUGUUUGAGGCCGUCGAUCAACUAAAUAUCUCAUUAAAAGAUCCAUCGCUUCUCCAAUACAAAUCGUUCUUUGAAGAUGCUCCAUUGAUAAGUAAUGCACAGCCUUAUCCUCAAGAGUAUCUAGAACCUUUGAAGCAGCUGUGGUCCGAUUCCGGGAUUCAGGAAGCAUGCCAACACGGAAAUGCUUUCGCACUACAUGACAAUAUCCAUUACUUCUUUGAUGAUUUGGAUCGGUUGUGGCAACCAGGAUACUUGCCCAACGAUCAAGAUAUUAUUCGCUGUCGCGCCAAGACAACAGGUAUCAUAGAAACCAUUUUCCAUCUAGGGCCGUUGACCUAUCACAUGUUUGACGUCGGUGGUCAACGCAGUGAACGGAAAAAAUGGAUCCACUGCUUUGAGAAUGUCACCGCCAUUUUAUUCGUGGUGGCUAUUAGUGGUUACGAUCAAUGCUUGGUGGAAGAUCGCGAUUCAAAUCAAAUGCAAGAGGCGCUGAUGCUGUUUGAUACGAUUUGCAAUUCAAAAUGGUUUGUCCAUACGUCGAUGAUCCUUUUCCUGAACAAGAUUGAUAUUUUCAAGAAAAAGAUCCUCACAUCCCCAGUAUCCAAAUGGUUUCCCGACUUCCGAGGCGAUAAUAACGAUCUCGAACAAACGCGAACCUAUUUUAAACGAAGAUUCCAGCAUUUGAACCGCAGCACUGAAAAGCGUGUGUAUUCCCACUAUACUGACGCCACUGAUACAAAUCUCUUGCAACAUGUGAUGAUGGCUGUAUCCGAUAUCAUUCUCAACGAAAAUCUUAAUACUUUGAUGCUGUAA
Radiomyces spectabilis is the source of this 1077-nucleotide messenger RNA. Its product is annotated as heterotrimeric G-protein alpha subunit (G-alpha, GPA2). Gene Ontology annotation, cellular component: heterotrimeric G-protein complex. Gene Ontology annotation, biological process: G protein-coupled receptor signaling pathway. The record is from RefSeq and is a predicted model, not a curated record. Lineage: Eukaryota; Fungi; Mucoromycota; Mucoromycetes; Mucorales; Radiomycetaceae. The transcript is spliced from 7 exons. Gene Ontology annotation, molecular function: G protein-coupled receptor binding; G-protein beta/gamma-subunit complex binding; GTPase activity. Bases 1 to 1077 code for a protein of 358 amino acids.